AUGGAUUCUUUCAAUUCAUCGAAGAGAACCAGAGACGAAUUCGAAAGGGAUAAUCAACAUAAUGAAGUGGAUGUUGAUUCCAAAAAGCAACAUUUAGAUCCAACUACUGAAUUAGUUACAAAUGUUUGUAAAGAUAUUAGAAGAAUUGGAGAAAAUGCAAAUCUUACAAGCCAAAUUGACGAUAUUUCAUAUAUUUCGAACCCGAUAGUUGCAGAAUUCGAAAAGAUUGAUAAGUUGAGAGUUUCCAUCUUGAACACUUUAUACUCUAUUAUAAUUGAGCAACCCCAAAAGAUAACCUCAUUGAGUAUUUUAAUCUUGUUAUGUAACGCUAAAAAUUUCUUGGUCUCCAAAUACGUUAUAGAAUUUUUUCAUUCUAAAGCCCAAGGUUUAUUAGAUAAGAUAAGCGAAGAACAAGAAAAGAAGAAUGAAGAAAAUAAGGAUGAAGAAAUGAAAGAUGAAGUAGAUGAAAACGAAGGAAAAGAAAAAGAAAAAGAAGCGAAGGAAAUUAAGAAGGAAGAGAACAAGGAAGAAAUCCUUCAAGAAGAUGCAGGUGUCUUCAAUAAUUUAAAAUCAAUCUUGAAAUUCUUAGCUUGUUUGUCACCCAUAAUUGAUAACUAUUCAGUUAUUAAUGUUUUUAAACAGUUCUUGAAUUUAUCAAUAGACCUACAAAAACAAAGUGAAACCAGAAACGGAAUAGCUGAGGAAAUAUUUUAUAACACAUUAAUUUCAGUACCUUACUUAUUGAGUAAUGAUACAUCCGAGGAAGCAAUUAACCAUUGUAAUGAUUUGUUAGAAAUCGCAUCUAACUUUAGAAUUAAAGAUGGUGCUAAGACUAUUUCAUUAUUGCAACCAUUCGAUUCAAAAUUAAAUAAUUUUUCAGAUAAAUUACCAUACAACCCUGAAAAGAUGAUAAACGUAAUAUAUCCGUCAUUAGUCGCCUUGCAAGGAGAAGGCAAAGAUUGGGCUAAUUUGAAUGGUAAAUUGUUCUUGAAUUUCAAAGAAUUGAUUGAUCCUAUUAUUGAAACUUCAUUAAAGAAUAAUGUUAUUUCGAAUGAAAUUGUUAAGCAUUCUUUACCUCAAUUGUCUCUCCCUUCGGUUGGGACAUUAUCAACUUAUAAACCACAUGGCUUGAUUGAUAAUUUAUGGUAUAGAAAUACUAGAAUUUUAUUCCAAGUUUACAAUACUACGGAAUUUGAAACAGUUCCUGCUGUAAACUCUUAUUUCGGGUUGGUCUUUAAAGAUUUAGCUUUCGACAUCUUAACAAAUCUAUCAUUCAACAAGAACGAAACAGCAAUUCAAUUAUCGAUUUUAGAUCUUUAUUUCGCUAAGAACUUAUUUGCGCCAGCAGGGUCCUCCGUUGAUCAAUUGACGAUGAUUAAUAAUGAUAACGUCUCUGGCGAAAAUAAUCCACCAUUAUCUACAUGGAAAAUUGAAGAUAUUGCGGUUGAAAGUAUAUUAACAAUGAUUUUUCAAUUACCAAAUCCUUUGAAUUAUGAAAUCUAUUACUAUACUGUGUUAAUUGCUUGUUGUAGAGAAAGUCCUGAAUCUAUUGCACCUGUAUUUGGUAGAGCUAUUAGAUUUUUUUAUAACAAUUUAGAAACUUUAGAUUACGAAUUAAAGAUUCGUUAUUUGGAUUGGAUGACGAUUCAAAUUUCAAAUUUUGAGUUUAGUUGGAAGUGGGACGAGUGGGUUAAAGAUUCCCAGAAGUUUAAGAAUUUAAAAUAUCAUCCUAAAAAGAAUUUCAUUAAAAAUUUAAUAGCAAAGGAAGUGAGAUUAUCAAAUAAGAAUAGAAUCAAAGAAAGUUUCGUCACAGUUAAUCCAGAUCCUGCUGCAACCGAUAAAUUAAUUCUUUUAGAUGAGUUUUAUCAAUACUUGAAUAUUUCAUUAUUCCCUAAUGAAUCAAAAUACAUCAUUGAUUACGAUAAUGAAUUAUAUGGUAAUAAUGAUGAGCUCAAAGAAGUAUUGGCUAAGUUAGAGUUUGAAAGAAAGGAAAAACUAGCAAAUAAUUUAACAGUAUCUCCACAAGAAGAAUUGAUUUAUAAUUUCUCGAACUCAGGAUUACCUUUGCACGAGGUGUCCAAUAAGGUUUAUGAUUUAAUAAUAGCUAAUUGGAAACCAAACAGUGAGUUUUAUGAUCUAUAUAAAGAAAUAUCAACGAAUUUAGAGGAUUACGCUGCUAUAAAUUCAGACAAAUUCCUCAUCAAUUUGUUUUUCCAAACUUACGCAUACAUCGGAUCCAGAUCGAUUUAUUCUGUGGUUAGUUUAUUGUCAAGAGAUAUUAUCAAAUUGAAGUUUUUGAGUGGCGUGGAAAUAAAGGAUGAAAAUUAUCAAGCAAGUGAAUUUCAAUUUCCAGUCGUUGAAUUGACUGAAGAACAAUUUGAUAACAGACAGAAUUGGAUUAUUGAUUCUAUCUUCAGAAUUUGGGUCCAUCAACCUCAAGUAGUGUUUUUGAUUUUAGAAUACUUGAUUGAAUUUGAAGUUUUAAAGCCAAAGUAUUUGAUAGGCAAGACAUUAAAUUUGGCUUCCAACUUAAUCAUCGAAAAUGUUUCAUGUAUGGAAUCUGUCAAUAGAGUUUUGAUCAACUUUUCUAAAUCUUCCAAUGAUGAGUUCAAAAUUCUUGUAUUGAAGUUAUUUGAAUUAAUUGUUAAAAACUUGAACGAGAUAGCCAGUACUUUAGGAACUAAUACUUCGGAUGAAGUGUCAAUUCUCAAGGAUUUUAGUGAUGAAGAAUCUGAGGACAUAGAAUUAAUGAACAAAGUUGAUAAUCAGUGGUUAUUCUAUGAAUACAAAGGGCUUUUAAAGAGUUACUUACGGAAGUUCAGUAUUUAUAACUCUGGUUUCAUUGGCGAAAUUGAAGAUUUAUUUAAAGGCAUUGAAAACGAACCCGUUAGAAAUGAUACUUUGAACUGGUUAAAGGAAUUACAAUAA
This is a messenger RNA of Debaryomyces fabryi, 2928 nucleotides long. RefSeq names its product Gcr3p (gene GCR3). Gene Ontology annotation, cellular component: nuclear cap binding complex; nucleus. NCBI's taxonomy places the organism in Eukaryota, Fungi, Ascomycota, Pichiomycetes, Serinales, Debaryomycetaceae. The record is from RefSeq and is a predicted model, not a curated record. The transcript has a single exon. Gene Ontology annotation, molecular function: RNA cap binding; mRNA binding. Gene Ontology annotation, biological process: nuclear-transcribed mRNA catabolic process, nonsense-mediated decay; mRNA export from nucleus. Bases 1 to 2928 code for a protein of 975 amino acids.